Rotaria sordida is the source of this 240-nucleotide messenger RNA. NCBI's taxonomy places the organism in Eukaryota, Metazoa, Rotifera, Eurotatoria, Philodinida, Philodinidae. The record is from the annotation of a GenBank genome assembly.
AUGACAAAUUUAAAUACAACAACAGGAUUAAUUAAUAUUCAAGAAUAUCCUAUACGUGAACCACAAAAUGCUCAAGAACUUGUUAAUUUAGUUCAAAAUACUAUUUCACAAAUUCAAGAUAAAUUUGGACAAAUGAGUGAUUCAAUUAUGACAAGAAUUGAUGAUAUGGGUCGACGAAUUGAUGAUCUCGAACGUAAUAUUGCACAUAUAAUCUCGCAAACAAAUGCUGAAUUACCAUAA